AUGGAGUGUUUCUUUAAAAAUGUCACCUGGAAGUUAUAUGAUGAAAUUCAGAAUGGAUUCAAAAUGAUUGUAACAGGAAAGUUUGAAGUAAAGCAACGUGGACUUGAAGUUGACGAACUUAAACGAUCUGAUCCAGGCAAAUAUCCAUUGCCAGAGAACUUUGAUGAUCCGUCUGAAUUUUCAGUAGCUGCAAAAAAUAUUUUUUACUUCCCAAAAGGAUUAGAAAAAUUCAUCGCUGGUGUCUUGACUUUCGGAAUGACUCAUUGUCAAUUGAAAGAGAUAAAGCAGGAAGACUUGAAAGUUUUUCGGAACUUGACAUUAUUGAACUUGAGUUUAAAUCAAAUUCAAGUCCUCGAAAAGGAUUUAUUUAAAUUUAAUCCAAAGCUGAAAGGUUUGAUGCUUGCCAAUAAUAUUAUCAAGUACAUCGAUGGGAAUGUUUUUGAUAAUUUAAUUAAGCUUCAAUUGUUGGCUCUGAUAGGGAACGACUGCAUUACUAAAAAUGUGUAUAGUGUGGUGGAUGUACAAAAGAUUAUUAAGAAAUCCAUUAGGAACAAUUGUCAAACUCACGAUGCACUGCCAAAGACAGAGAAAAUCAAAAAGACUGGAACUCAGCGUGGAAAAUAUUUUUGGAUUUGGGUUGGAUGUGGAGUUGUUGUUGGGAUCUUUGUGAUUUGUGCUGUUGCUAGGAUUGUUUAUGGAAUUGUUAAGUCAACUUAA
Chironomus riparius is the source of this 717-nucleotide messenger RNA. NCBI's taxonomy places the organism in Eukaryota, Metazoa, Arthropoda, Insecta, Diptera, Chironomidae. The record is from the annotation of a GenBank genome assembly.